This is a messenger RNA of Gadus macrocephalus (Pacific cod), 2513 nucleotides long. RefSeq names its product paraneoplastic antigen Ma1 homolog. Bases 895 to 2325 code for a protein of 476 amino acids. Gene Ontology annotation, molecular function: nucleic acid binding; zinc ion binding. The transcript has a single exon. Lineage: Eukaryota; Metazoa; Chordata; Actinopteri; Gadiformes; Gadidae. The record is from RefSeq and is a predicted model, not a curated record.
AGUGAUAAUUGUUGACGGAAUACGUAGUGUUUGAUACUAGUAUUUUAUAGAGUGUUGGCACAGGUAUCCUCUGGUUGAGAAACGUUGUGUGCCACUGGAAGUUUGUGACUUUCUACUCCACCGGAGAGGAACCAGGAAGUUUGUGACUUUCUACUCCACCGGAGAGGAAAAUACUUUGGCGGUUGGUUAGCUGCUGCGGCUAACCAAGGAGGGACUCUGCUACCGGACCUGCGUUGCACCCUGGAUUAUCAUUUUAUUUUUCCAGCUCGCCUUGAUAGUUUGGUUGUUAACCAAACUCGUUGACUCUGCCGUGCUGCUCGUCCAUUCCUGUGGAUACGUGAGAAACGGAGGGUGUCGUUGCUCCUUAAAGCAACUAAGGAUUUGUUUUCUCCAUGUGCACCAACUGAGGGGCCCCAACGGUUAGAAACCCAAGCGCUUGGUAAUAGAUACAUUUAAAAAGGUUGAACCGGUUCACCGCAGGCAAAUCAGUUCAUGUUAUUUGUGUUCAUAUAGCUACUAUUGUGGUUUAAAAUACAAUUAUAUUUUAUGUGCAUUUUGUUAUUUUGUUCAAGGGUUUUCUAGUACAUGAGUACUGACUUUGAUAUAGCACAAAUAAAUGUAUAUAUGUUCUAUCUUUAUUUGUUUGUCCUGGACAUUUCAUUGAAUAACAUCUAUUGGUAAACAGGAGAUUUAGCUAAUUCAACAUCAACUGCUAAGCAUUCAGGAUCCUGUUCGUUAACACAUUUAUAUAGUAACCUUAAUUAAUAAUUACACUUCCGGCGCCAGGAGGGGUUACAUUUUGGAGGCCCCGCUGGGAUCCGAUUUCCUUGUUUACCACAUAGGCAAUUUUUUUUUCUUUUAUUAGUCAGUAACGUUUUCAGUAUUAUUUAAGUUAUGGAUUUUUCUGAAGCAGUUGAGUGGAGUCUGCAGCAGACUGCCAAUCCUUCUCGUACUAUACUAUUGAGUAAUGUACCAAUACACACUAGCAAAGAGACCCUUGAUAAAGUGCUAGACACAGUUAAAGUUUUUGGCCGUACUCGCAUAGUUGACCGACGUGGAGACUCUACUGGCACAAAGUUGUUCAUCUUGGUUGAGACGAGACUUGACUUAGACCCUGACUCUGUACCUCUAGAAGUAGGCCUUGAAGGCGAGGCUGGACCAUGGGCUGUGCACAUUGUGGAAAGCCUUGCUACCUUGAAUGUUGCUCCUGAAGAGGAUACCUUUCGCACAAAGCUGAUGUCACUACUUCAAGAGGAAGGCAAGUCUAUGGAAGAUUUUCAGGCCAUAGUAGCAGAAAAUCGAGUUCCCAAAACAGAUGUGAAUAUGGACUUAGUGACUGCUAUUGGCGAAUUAGUGGAUAAAUGCAACCAAGUGUCUACUGAGGCUUCCUGCAGCCUCAGCUACAGGAAGCUGAGGCUGUUUUCAGGACUAAAACCUGUACCGCCAGGUGAGGAAGAAUAUGAAGCCUGGAUGGAGCAGGCUACACAAAUGAUCAGUGAGUGGCAAUGUACUGACUCCGCUAAAAGACAGCGUAUAGUGGAGAGUUUAAAGGGGGCCGCUGCUGACAUUGUUCGCUUUCUUAAAGUUAGCACUCCCACUGCAACAGCCACUGAUUAUUUAUCUGCUCUUGACACAGCAUAUGGCACUACAGAGAACGGAGCUCACAACUUGGUCAAGUUCAAACACACGUUCCAGAAUGAAGGAGAAAAACUGUCUGUUUUCCUGUAUCGGCUUGACAAGCUUCUCCAUUGUGCUCUUCUCAAAGAAGGAAUUAAAGCUGCAGAAAUGAACCGAGCUCGGAUGGAACAGUUGAUUAAAGGUGCACUCACUCACGACAUGGUUGCGCUCCGUAUAAGGAUAAGUCACACCCGCGAAAACCCCCCUUCCUUCUCUCAGCUGAUGCGGGAAGUGAGAGAGGAAGAAAACUGGAUUAGCGCAAGGGAAGGAGUAAAAACAACUGUUACUGCCUCUACCACCACUGUACCACCGUCUGCAGUUUUGUCUGAGCUUAACAGCCUAAGAAAUGAAGUGAACGAGUUGUCUUCUCAAGUGAGGAAACUGUUGAGCAUCACUCCAGCUACCCCAAAACCUGACAUACUGACAACAAAGACCACACCCCCACAGCGAAAAUCUGAAGUUGCUGCUUGGGAUUCAUCAGCUAGAGUGAAACCGUUCAGACCACUCCAACCAGGCAUCUUCUGUUACAAUUGCAGGCAGGAUGGACAUACAAGUAGAGAAUGUAAAGAACCUGAGGAUCUAAGAAAAGUUAAUCAAAAGCUGAUUAAAGUAAACCGGAACCAGGGAAACUCCCAAGGGGCCAGGUAAAGGAACUGUUCUUGGCUCCAUGUGAAAUACGUUCUACCCAAAUUUCACCCCCUGUGAUGGCAGGCACAAAACAGUUACCUGAUGGUCUCAUUGGACCUCGCUCCAUUGCACCUGUGCAGAUAGAAGGCAUUUAUGCAAAAGCUAUUCUUGACAGUGGCUCAGUGGUAACCAUUUUGUACCGCAGCUUC